Molecule: messenger RNA, 511 nt
Organism: Populus euphratica (Euphrates poplar)
Lineage: Eukaryota; Viridiplantae; Streptophyta; Magnoliopsida; Malpighiales; Salicaceae
Exons: 4
Coding region: 1-423 (140 amino acids)
Source: RefSeq, a predicted model, not a curated record
AUGACAGAUCUAUACGAUGACGUGCCGAUUGUUCCGUCAGAAUCAUCGAUAGUUUCACCAAUGGAUUAUUGUAUUUGUUUCCAAGGCUGGAACGAUGUUGCGGUUUGGAGGGAUUUCAAACCGAUAUACAUCUCAGAAGAUAUAUGGCCGCACUAUAUUGAGCACGUGACGUCUGAGCGGGUCACCCGACGCUCACAGUCCGGUGCUAGCAACCAGAAUCGGCCAAUUCAUGGCGGGGUGACAACACACACUGGCGGUUCCGUUUCGUUUGCUGUAUAUGCGAAACGGAUGGCUGCGUCUCUUGAACGUGAGCCGAGCCUGAUGGAGCUGUUUGUGGAGACGCACGUGCGAAGUCAAGACCGCCAGAAGGGGGUGCAACAGUUCGUUGAUAACCGUGCUCAACAUUUCAUGGUAUACCUAUAAUAAUCGGUUGAGGGAGAGAUACGGGGACGAUAUUUUGACCCAUCCAGAAUUCGAUCUGGAUUUGUGGAUGGAGGUUGGCUCGUCAAAU